Molecule: messenger RNA, 2022 nt
Organism: Caenorhabditis bovis
Lineage: Eukaryota; Metazoa; Nematoda; Chromadorea; Rhabditida; Rhabditidae
Source: the annotation of a GenBank genome assembly
AUGCCAUCUUCUCAAAAUGGGGUAUUAUCACCACAGCAUCCAUUUCAAUCAUCGAGCACGUUCUCAAUUGAUGAAUCAAAACUGUGUUUCAAUAAAACACAUUUUAACCGACCCGAUUUCAAUGUUGAGAGAUUCAUGAACCUUGCCAGGCAAAAAGCUGAUUUGAAAACCAUUCAGCAGGACCUGCGUCUUUAUCUCAGAAGUGUUCAAAAUUCAAUGAUAGAGCUCAUCAAUGACGAUUAUGCUGAUUUCGUACAUCUUUCCUCAAAUCUUGUCAGUCUUAACGAUUCACUUACGAAAAUCAACAAUGAUAUUGAGAGUAUCUGGGAGGAAUUUUGCGAAUCAACGCGCGAUUCUGUUGGAACAGCCGAGAAAAUUGAAAAUAAAUGUUGUGAACUGACAGCAAAUCGAGAGCGACAAUCUGAACUUCGUAAUCGUAUCGCGUUCUUGUCAGCGAUGGAGCAACUUGCAGCAAUGUUGCGAGCUCCGCCGAAAAAAUGCUCCAUUCUAUGGUUUGAUCGAGUUUCGUCAUAUUUGGUCGAAGUAAAGUCAAUCGAUCAUCUGCAUUCUGAUGAAGAAAAACAUGCGUAUAACGUGAUCAUGCGAAAAAUUGAAUCCAUUCUGUGCCGUGAAGGAAUUCAAAGCGUUUCUGGCGACUGUGCCAAUUUGCCAUUGAUCCUUUCCAUUGCUCAUCUUACGAAUUCCUCUCAUGCUUUGACUGGCCAAAUUGUAUCCGAUGUCUUGUAUCCGAAGCUUGUGAAAUCUUCCAUCAAUGACCAAUAUUUGUGGUUGACCGAUGUGUAUAAAAAUGUGAAUGAAAUGCGGAAUACUUGGCAGCAAAAGUUGGGAAACAAAUAUUGCGGGAAAGUUCGCAAAUUUCUCGAUGAGACUCUACUAUCAUUUGUCUUAACGUUUAUCGAUAAGUGCAUGGGAACAGUUGCCGUUCCAAGUGAUACUCGAUUGUUUCACCGAUGUUUCAUGGCGACUCAGGAAUUCAUCAAUAAUUGGCCAAACGCAGGUCGUUAUAGACAAGAAUUGAAGUCAAUUCGUGACAAAUUCAAUCUUGUAGUCUAUUUCAAACUUGAAACACACAAAUUUGUUAGAGAAAUCGACAAUUCUAUACUUCCUGAUCGAUUUUCGUUGAACGAAAGACAAACGAAUGAGGAAUUCCAUUGUAAAGUAACCAAAUUGAUUUUCGACGCAAUUGAGCAUGUAUGGAGCGAUGAUGUUUAUAUUCCAUCUAUUGUCGACAAACUUUGGGAUUUCACUCUUCGACUGUUGCUGAAACAUUCAUCUUGGUGUAAGGCUUUGCAAAAGCAUUUCGUUGAGGACAAGAAUGAAUUUGAAGGAAUUCCCACGUGGAAAGUUUUAUUGUAUAUCCGAUUAGAUGCAACGGAAUUGCAAGCACAAGUCUUCGAUUUCGCCUUGGAAAGCAUCUGGACAAAACUUAAAGAUAUCGAAGUCGAUACUACUCAGUUUGGGCAUUGUCUUACUAAACAUGGACAGUUUGUGGAUUCUGUGUGCACAUCCCUCGAUAAUGAGGCGAUUUCGCUUUUUGCAAGUGUCUUAAAUAUGGAGCUUGCACUAGUUACCGACGUUCCGAAGCAUUACCGUUGGACGAAAAAAGCGCCGCCGACGACUCAUUCAGCCUAUGUUGAAAAUGCUACGAAACAAGUUGAAGAGUUCAGGGAGAAUUUAGAAAAUCUGGCGCAUUCGAAUAUUGAGAAAAUGAUCGAAGACGUCAGUAAAUCAGCUUUCUCCUUUUUCGCCGCAAAAGCUAAAGAAGUUCAAGAUAGUGUUGAAGCAACGGGAUCGAGUUUAUCCAGAUUCAAACGAAAGAACACGAUGGAAGGAGCCGUUUCGGAUGAUGACAAAAUCAAGAUUCAGAUUCACCACGACGCCUCGUAUCUUCUUGAGAAGAGCCACGAACUUGAUAUCACUGUAGACGGGCUCGUAGAAUGUGUCGAUCGAUUCAGCGAUAUAAUUUCAAAAAUUAAUGGCACACCAGAACCUGAUGCUUAG